This is a messenger RNA of Bipolaris sorokiniana ND90Pr, 231 nucleotides long. RefSeq lists its product as uncharacterized. The annotation marks the transcript as partial. NCBI's taxonomy places the organism in Eukaryota, Fungi, Ascomycota, Dothideomycetes, Pleosporales, Pleosporaceae. The transcript has a single exon. The record is from RefSeq and is a predicted model, not a curated record.
AUCACUGCUCGGCAGAUUCUCACUGGCCGUCCGUCCUACCUCAAGGCCUUUGUUGUGUAUAGCCGCGGCGCUCUCAACGCGGCUUUUUGUACGAAUAAUUGCGCCGCUGUUCUGCGAGGCGAGAAGGAGUUUACCGCAUUCGCUGGCUGCGUGUCCAUCGCCGGUGAGUGGGGUGGAGCCUGCUCUAACUGCGUCUGGCAAGACCAUGGAGCUCGUUGCAGUGUCACUUAG